Molecule: messenger RNA, 1923 nt
Organism: Mytilus trossulus (common blue mussel)
Lineage: Eukaryota; Metazoa; Mollusca; Bivalvia; Mytilida; Mytilidae
Exons: 1
Coding region: 1-1923 (640 amino acids)
Source: RefSeq, a predicted model, not a curated record
AUGUGUCACAGUAAAAGUGAAUCCUUGCAUUUUUAUAAAUAUUUAUGUCUGAAGAUAGGAUCAGAUGAAAUUAUAAGAGCUAGACGACUACUGUAUUUAUGUAGUGACUUGAGAACAUUUAAAUCAGGUCCUCAAAUAACAAGUGGAAGUAAGGCAGAAGGACUACAGCUUAAAGGUAGUGAUCUUGAUUUGAUGUUCCUUAAUCCUAAAUUUGUAGUUUAUGAAACAGAAAAAGAUUAUGUCCAGAAUGAUAAGAGGAUUGUAUUAAUCAUGGAUACUGAGGACACACCUUCGUGUUUUACACAUCUACGCAUACGGCUAUGUGCCAAUUGUAAAUGUUCAUGUCUUUGUUUAACUCAAAUUCUACAACAACACAGAGGAGAAACACUUUUUUCAAGUGAGCUUUACAAAUUACACGCACUAAAUACAAUGACCUGUUUUAUGGAUCCAAGACUAAAUAAAAUUCAUGGUCCUUGCUUAUCAGACGGUAAUGAUGAAAUCGAUGUUGCACACUGUAUAAAAUGUGAUAAGUGGGUUUCCCAAUCUCAAUCUUGGAUCUAUAGACCGCGUUCAAUAUGGCCUUCACCUGAACUUAUUUCAAAAAUAACUUCAUGCGGAGUUCUGUUUGUUCCAAUUGGAUACAAAGGGUCUAUAAAUGAGAAUCUUCAGUGGCGCAUAUCAUUUUCUGUAGCAGAAAAAAUACUGAUACAUUCCUUCAGUCAUACCCAAUUUCUAUGCUAUGCUUUGCUGAAGAUUUUAUUGAAAGAAAUAGUAGAAAGAAACCAUGAUUUAAAGGGUUUAUUGUGUUCAUACUUUUUAAAGACCCUUAUGUUUUGGAUUUCUGAGGAAAUUGAAACAUCAUUCUGGAGACCAGACAAUAUCAUUCCAUGUUUUAUGGCAUGCCUUCAAAGAUUGAUAUACUCUAUAGAUUAUUCAACAUUGUUACAUUAUUUCAUUCCUGAAAAUAAUUUGCUGUAUUUAAGAUUUAACAGAAAAAACAGGAACACAUUAAUCAACAUCCUCAAAAAUUGUUAUCAAACAGGAUUUCAGAUGUUUUCAUCAUCGGAAACUUUGCAUGAUUACAUAAGAUUUCCGUGUGAAAUAAUAAGAUCCGUUUGUGAAAAUACUACAUUAGUUAAAACAAUAUUAGAAUACGAGUUUCCUCGAAAUGAGCCACCAAAUAUAAAUAUCGUAGCCAUGCAUACUUUGCUGCGUCAUUGUAAAACAGAAUUAUCUAGAUGUUUAUUAGCAUGGUCAAUAGCAAUUGCAUAUCAAAGAAUACCUCUAACACUACCACAUAUAAAUAACCCAAACAAUAAACAACAAUACAGAUUCUACCAACAUGCCCUCAGCCAGUUGUUGGUUGGAUUACAUUCAGAUGUAAUAUCAGGUUGGCUGAAAUUGGCCUCUUUCUUCUAUGUUCACAAAAAAUAUUUAACAUCAAUAGAUAUCAUAAAUCACACGUUGUCUAAAUGUUCAGAUAAAUCAUUAGUUCCGAAUAUUACAUUGGAACGGACACAGAACCUGAAGCUUAUAUCACAGGUGACGUCACUAAUGAUUCCAUUUGUCACAUUUGAAAAACGAUCAUCAGUCAUCCCAAUUGAACUGGAGUUUGAUGUCCGGAAUAUGGUAAUUUUCUCUAAAUCCAUACCAUGUGCAUAUUUCCUUCGUUUUCUGUGUUGUUACCAUCUCCAGGACUUGAGAUCAUGUUAUUCUUGUAGAUCUCAGCUAUUUACGACAAUUAUUGAGGACCAUAUUCUAUCAAAUGGAGAACACAAUGACACUACCUUACUCAUUUCAGUUGGAAUAGCUUGUCAGAUGUUAGGUGAGACUGAUAAAGCUAAAAACUAUUUUCGAUUUGCUGCAGAGAGAGAUGAGUAUAACAUAACAAGUGCUGCGUUCAGACUGCGUCAACUCUGGUGA